AUGUCUACUCCGACUUCCAACGGCAAAGCGCCGCUUAGCACGCCUCCCUCCAAACCCGUUGACAUUCUCCAGACGCAGCCGUCGCUUCUCUACUCCAACCUCCACCCCAUCCUGCUGCUCUCCAUCCUCCUCUUCAGCUUCAAGACAUUGGUGCGAGAUCCGGUCAAUACACUUCUAGGCCUGGCGCCGACGGUCACGAUCCUCCAGGCCCUCUACUGCGUGCUCUGUCUACCAUCCACGAACCAAGCACCAGCGCCUCCUCAAAAGCCCGGGCAGAAGAAGAAGCAAGCAAAACCCGCACAGGAUGCCUGGGCCAAAGCAGUUCCAGCCUUCCUCUCCCUCCUCCUAACCCUCUUCCUCUCCACCCCAAUCCUCUACAUCACCCUCAUCCUCUUCGGCGCCCCCCUCACCACCCAUCAACCCCACACCAUCCUCCUCGCGCUCCACUUUGCCCUCCUGACGACGCCGCAACUCUACUACGCGCAUGGACUGGAAGCGCAGGCAUGGUACAAGAUUGUGAGCCUACAGUUACCUGUAGACGAGCUGGUGGGGAUGAGUUUGGGCGCUUGUAUGGGAGCGUGGGUGGGCGCGAUUCCGAUACCGUUAGAUUGGGACCGGGAGUGGCAGAAGUGGCCGGUUACGAUUGUGGCGGGGAUGUAUGGGGGUGCUGUGGUUGGGAAGUUUGUGGGUGGGUAUGUGUGUAGGGGGUGGAGGAUUAAGCUGUCUUGA
Molecule: messenger RNA, 729 nt
Organism: Saxophila tyrrhenica
Lineage: Eukaryota; Fungi; Ascomycota; Dothideomycetes; Mycosphaerellales; Extremaceae
Gene: GPI11
Product: Glycosylphosphatidylinositol (GPI) anchor assembly protein
Exons: 2
Coding region: 1-729 (242 amino acids)
Biological process (GO): GPI anchor biosynthetic process
Cellular component (GO): endoplasmic reticulum membrane
Source: RefSeq, a predicted model, not a curated record